CGGCCACGUGGGGGGCGCGCAGCGCGGGGGCAGAGGCGCCGGAGAGCGCGGGGCUGUGCGGGACCGCGGCCGCGGCUACCGGCCGGGACUCGAGGGGCGGCAGGAGCGCCUUCUCUCCGUGGAGCCUGAAGUAGCCGCCCUGGGGGCCAUGCAGAGGGCUGGGGCAGGUGGCCGCAGGGCUUCUGACUGCGGGCCCACCCCUUACCGGCCCAGGUGCAUCACCAAAUUUGCCCAGUAUGUGGGCUCCUUCCCGGUGGAUGACCUGGAUACGCAGGAGGGCGUGUGGCUGGUGCGGCAGCAGCUGUGGGCACUGAAGGACUGUCCCCGACGCCGAGCAGUCAUCCUGAAAUUCAGCCUUCAGGGUCUCAAGAUCUACAGCGGGGAGGGAGAGACGCUCCUGAUGGCCCAUGGCCUCCGGCGCAUCCUCUACUCUACCUGGAGCCCGGCCCGCUGCCAGUUUGCCUUUAUUGCCCGGAACCCACGAAGCCCACCCAGCAGACUCUUCUGCCACCUCUUUGUGGGCAGCCAGCCUGGAGAGGUUCAGAUCCUGUACCUGCUGCUCUGUCGAUCCUUCCAGCUCGCUUACCUCCUGCAGCAUCCUGAAGAGCGGGCACAGCCUGAGCUUUCCCCUGGGCCUGCAGGCGACGCGUCUCCAAAGCCACUCUCCAGCUCAGGGGGUCCUGCUACCCUGGUGCGGGAGCCCUUCAGCCAUAAUCAGCUCACACAGAACGUCCGUGCCCUGGUCUCUUUACAGCGGCUGCCAGCAGAGAAGCCAGGGGGCACUAGUGGGAAGGAGCUGCCUGAGUCAGAAGGCCGCAGCGCCCGCCAUGCCCGCCUGGGGAACCCCUACUGCUCACCUACACUGGUGCGCAAGAAGGCCAUUCGCAGCAAGGUGAUCCGCUCGGGGGCCUACCGGGGCUGCACCUACGAGGCCCAGCUGCAGCUGUCGGCGCGGGAGUCCUAUCCUGCUGCAUGGGAGGCGUGGCCCCGCAGUCCUGGUGGCCCCCCAUGCCUGGUGGAGAUCGAAGGCAGCCUGACAGAGAACAUCUGGGCCUUCGCUGGCCUCUCCAGGCCCUGUGCACUCGCUCUGCUGCGGAGGGAUGUGGUUGGUGCCUUCCUGUUGUGGCCUGAGCCCGGUACCAGCGGCCAGUGGUGCCUGUCUGUGCGGACGCAGUGCGGGGUGGUGCCCCACCAGGUCUUCCGGAACCACCUGGGCCGGUACUGCCUGGAGCACCUGCCAGCGGAGUUCCCCAGCCUGGAGGCCCUGGUGGAGAAUCACGCUGGGAUGGAGCGCAGCCUGUUCUGCCCUCUGGACAUGGGCCGCCUGAACCCCACCUACGAGGAACAGGACUGUGGGCCCCAAGGCAGGCCCCCCCGGACGCUGCGGCCCCUCAGCCAUGCCAAGUCUGAGGCAGAGCUGCUGGGCCUGGGUUAGAAGAGGGAUCCGGCUGGCUGCAGCCUCUGAAGCUGCUCCGCCCUCUCACACCCCACUGGCUGCCAGUUCCAUGUGUCUCAGCCCCCAGUCAGUCUUCCAUCGCUUCACUGCCUGCUAUGGAGGAGCCCUGAGAUUGGGCGGGUGGCUCCCAGAGAUUCUAGGAGCAGGAGGUGGUGCACCAAGCUUCCCAAAACUUUGGUGAUGGGAUGUUUGUCUCCCAGGCUAAUGCUCUGCCCCUGCACGGGAGCUUUUCACAGGGGUGGUGCAGCCUUCUGCCAAGGAGCUGGGCCUUGGCCUUUGCCUGGGAGGCUCUGGAGAGUUCCUGACCGGAAACCAGACCCGUGGAGUAGGAAUCACAGCCCCUGGGCUCUUUCCCUCUGGCCAUUCACCCAGGAGGGUGGCACUGAGCUGCCCUGCCCAGCUCACCCUGCAGACCAUGUUGCUUUGCUGGCUACCUUGGGAGGCCACCUGAUCCUGAUGUUGCCUUUGAUACAGGUCUGGCUGUGGUGUUGAGGCCACUUGUCUCAUCAGGCCAGUGCCAUGGGGAUGGGACAGAACAGAGUCCUCAAAGGUAGACAGCCCUUGGGGCUGGGGAUUUAGCUCAGUGGCAUAAGCGCCUGCCUUGCAAGCAGGCAGUCGUGAGUUCGAUCCCCGGUACCGAUAAAAAGGAAAAAGACAAAAAAAAAAUCAUAAAGGUAGACAGCCCUGUCUCAGGGAGCUGGGCAUCAGCAGCAGGGGAGAGCUGGGCAAGCCUUUCUAGUGGAGGAGGUGGCCCUGCUGGUGCCUGAUGAGUCCUUUGUAAGACUUGGCAGAUAAAUAUGAAUCUACCGUGGGACAAGUUCGUUUCUGAUUAAAUUGCACUCCUGAGGCGAAGACCAGGUAAUGUGUCUGGGCCUGCCCUUUCCACCCUCAGGGUACGGGGUGAGUCUACUGAUCAGUGCCUUGGAAGUAACAGAUUUCUGAGCGGGCAGGAGGAGAGCAGCCCCAGCAGAAUGGAGGGGAGGCAGGCACGCCUAAUGUUCCCAGCCUCCAGCCCUGGCAGGACGUGACUUGGCUAGAGACCUUAGCACUUUAAGUGAGGUGCCACAGUGGCUAGAGGAGUGUCCUGUGGGCUCUUGUCACUGGCAACAUUGCACUGACUUCAUGCUGAAUGUGAGGGACUCCUCCAGCCACCUGUGCUGCAGCACCCCUGCCCCGGGCAGAGCGCUGGUCUCUGGGAGGCUCUGCCUUCCUCCGCCGGCAGGGAGAGGAUGGGGAAUCCCACACCUAGGGUGGCAGCUCCUGAGACCUGCACCUAAGCAAGCCUGGCCAUUGGCCUGUGCUUGGGCCAGGCUGUCUCCGGGGUGGGGUGCUGUGAACAAGCUAAGGGGUAUUCAGCAGGCCUUUCUGGCAUUCCUCCAAGCAGUACUUGUGGAUCACGAGUUACAGAUAAGGGCAAGAGUUUUGCUCGUGUGUGUGAACUACGCAUGUCAACAACAGACCACAAUUUUUUUUGUCUUUGUUCCACCUAACACCACCUAGGAAGCCAGACUUUCCUUACUGUGUGGACUGUGAGACAAAUAAAAUGCAUUUCUUCA
Messenger RNA from Cavia porcellus (domestic guinea pig), 3012 nucleotides. RefSeq names its product SH2 domain containing 5 (gene Sh2d5). The record is from RefSeq and is a predicted model, not a curated record. The transcript has 10 exons. NCBI's taxonomy places the organism in Eukaryota, Metazoa, Chordata, Mammalia, Rodentia, Caviidae. Gene Ontology annotation, cellular component: postsynaptic density. Bases 149 to 1435 code for a protein of 428 amino acids.